UCACAGUGACCUAUCUGACUGUCAGGUGUGUCAUCUGCUGUAGAUGCCUCAGAAGUUGAGUAGAAUAACAGGACAACACAAACCAACACAAUGCCACGCAAAAGAAAUGAUAUUGUGAUAACCAUGGAUGAUGUUGGGAUGGAUUUUGAUGGCGAGUAUGACAGCGGAAGUGACGUGGAUACAAAGAGAAGAGCUAGAGGCAGAAAUAAACCAAAGCCUGCAGCACGGGGAAAGAAAGCCAAGCCGGUGGACAGCGUGGAAGAGAGCGAAGAAGAAGAGGAAGCCCCACGGAAGAGGAAAAGCAGAAAGAAGAAGCAAGACAGUGAAGAAGAGAGUGAAGAAGAGCAGAAGGGAAGAAGAAAGAGAGGACCGGCUGCGAGGAAGAAAGCUGCCAAGAACGAUGACUCUGAGGAAGAGAGCGAGGAGGAAAAAGGAAACAGAAGAAAAGGAGGGAGAAAAGGAAUGAGGAAGAAGGAAAAAGAGGAAGAGAAUAGCAAGGAAAAGAAGGGAAAUGGCAAAGCAGUGGGCAAAGGAGGGAAAGAUAAACACGACGAGAAGGACAAGAAAAAAAUCAAAGGCAAAUUUAGCAGUUCGUCCUCGGCCAGCGGUUCAGAAGACGAGUCCCUGUCUGAAGGAGAGAUGGCACAGCUGAAAGAGGAGGUGGAGGAGAAGAAAAAGGUGAUAGCAACUCUUCGAAACAAACCCUGGCGCAUGAAGAGAAGACUCAAGUGCCUGAAAGAAGCCCAAGGGUUUGUGGAAAAAUUCGAAGGAGCCUUAGGUAAAGGAAAAGGAAGGAGACUCUAUGCAUUUAAAGUCAUGAUGACCAAGAAAUUAAUCAAGUUUAACAGAGACUUUGACAACUUUAAGACAGCCUGCAUUCCUUGGGAAAGUCGCAUUAAAGAAGUGGAAAGUCACUUUGGGUCAUCUGUUGCCUCCUAUUUUAUUUUCCUUCGGUGGAUGUAUGGACUUAAUCUUAUUCUCUUUGGCUUCGUGUUUGGGCUUGUUGUUAUUCCAGAGGUUCUGAUGGGCAUGCCGUAUGGCUCACUUCCCAGAAAAACAGUCCCCAGAGAGGAACAGGCCACUGCCAUGGACUUCUCUGUCCUAUUUGAGUUUGCAGGUUAUUGCAAGUACUCCAUCAUGUUUUAUGGUUACUACAAUCAUCAACGAACCAUUGGAUUGCUACAGUUCCGGUUACCCUUGUCAUAUCUUUUGGUUGGCGUGGGGAUUUUCGGCUACAGUCUGAUGGUGGUUAUUAGAACAAUGGCAAGAAAUGCAAAUGAAGGAGGAGAUGGAGCAGAAGAAGGUACUUUUACCUUUUCCUGGAAGCUUUUUACCAGCUGGGAUUACCUGAUAGGAAACCCAGAGACUGCCGACAACAAGUUUGCCUCCACCACCACAAGCUUCAAGGAAUCUAUAGUGGAUGAGCAGGAAAACCUAAAAGAUGAGAACAUUCACCUCCGCAGGUUUCUACGUGUUCUAGCCAACGUUCUCAUACUGUGUUGCUUGGGUGGGAGUGGCUAUCUGAUCUACACUGUGGUCAAAAGAUCUCAAGAGUUUGCUAAAAAGGACAGGAAUGAAUUGACAUGGCUUCAAAAAAAUGAGGUGGAAAUUGUGAUGUCACUGUUGGGCUUGGUGUGUCCACCGUUGUUUGAGGUUAUAGCGGAGCUCGAAGACUAUCACCCUCGAAUCGCGCUCAAGUGGCAGUUAGGCAGAAUCUUUGCCCUCUUUCUGGGCAACCUCUAUACUUUCCUGUUCGCCCUGUUUGAUGAGGUCAAUGCCAAGCUUGAAAAGGAAAAAGAAAUAAAAAAUGAAACCAUCUGGGCUCUUAAAGAAUAUUAUGCCAACUACACCUUGCAGUACAAUGUUACAGAAAAUAUUCCUCCUCCAAACAUAUCACCUGCUGAUGUCAUAAGAGGACCCUGCUGGGAGACCGAAGUGGGCAUUGAGUUUGUGAAGCUUACCGUAUCAGACAUUCAGGUGACGUACCUCACCAUUCUGAUAGGGGACUUUUUACGUGCCGUGAUUGUGCGAUUCCUCAACUAUUGCUGGUGCUGGGACCUGGAAGCUGGCUUUCCGUCUUACGGGGAAUUCGACAUCAGUGGUAAUGUACUCGGGCUCAUUUUCAACCAGGGAAUGAUUUGGAUGGGAGCGUUUUACGCCCCUGGGCUGGUGGGCAUCAAUGUAUUGCGUUUGCUGAGCUCCAUGUACUACCAGUGCUGGGCAGUGAUGGCAUGUAAUGUUCCCCAUGAAAGGGUGUUCAAAGCCUCGCGAUCAAAUAACUUCUACAUGGGGCUUCUUCUCCUCGUCCUUUUUCUCAGUCUCAUGCCUGUGGUUUACUCCAUUAUGACUCUGCCUCCGUCCUUUGACUGUGGACCAUUUAGUGGUAAGAAUAUGAUGUACGAAGUCAUUAUGGAGACUAUAGAGAAGGACUUGCCCUCGUUUAUGGCAGACAUCUUCGGCUAUGCGUCCAAUCCAGGCCUCAUCAUACCUGCUGUCUUGCUUAUGGUGUUGGCUAUUUAUUACCUGAACGCGGUGUCCAAAGCAUAUCAGAAUGCAAACAUGGACUUAAAGCGGAAAAUGCAAAUGCAAAGAGAUGAGGAGAAGAACAAGAGGAACAACAAGGACAGCACAAACCAGGUGAUGAAAGACCUGGAGGAUCUUAUGCCUAACAAGUCUCUCAUUCCCCCUCCACCUGCUGAGGAGACUGAAAAAUCUGUUGAUCCCCCCACCAAGUCACCAAAAGUGACAGGCAAACCAGGUACUGCGGCCAGUGGGAAAGGUGUCCAUGUUCAGAAGGAAGUUUCUUUGGCUGCAGCAAAUCCGCGGGCACCUGUGACUCGGCCGCCUGGUCCCAGGGCCCCUGGACCUCUUCCAGGUAAUGUUCAUGGACCCGCACCGGGACAGGGAGUGGGAAGAGGGAGAGGUGGGCCACCACCACGAAGAUAG
Triplophysa dalaica is the source of this 2946-nucleotide messenger RNA. RefSeq names its product transmembrane channel-like 2b (gene tmc2b). Bases 91 to 2946 code for a protein of 951 amino acids. Gene Ontology annotation, cellular component: plasma membrane. The transcript has 20 exons. Lineage: Eukaryota; Metazoa; Chordata; Actinopteri; Cypriniformes; Nemacheilidae. Gene Ontology annotation, molecular function: mechanosensitive monoatomic ion channel activity. Gene Ontology annotation, biological process: detection of mechanical stimulus involved in sensory perception of sound; vestibular reflex. The record is from RefSeq and is a predicted model, not a curated record.